Fonsecaea pedrosoi CBS 271.37 is the source of this 804-nucleotide messenger RNA. RefSeq lists its product as uncharacterized. Bases 1 to 804 code for a protein of 267 amino acids. The record is from RefSeq and is a predicted model, not a curated record. Gene Ontology annotation, cellular component: transcription factor TFIIH holo complex. The transcript has 2 exons. NCBI's taxonomy places the organism in Eukaryota, Fungi, Ascomycota, Eurotiomycetes, Chaetothyriales, Herpotrichiellaceae. Gene Ontology annotation, biological process: regulation of transcription by RNA polymerase II; DNA repair; regulation of cyclin-dependent protein serine/threonine kinase activity.
AUGAAUCAACCAGCCCCAAACAAAUGCCCCGUCUGUGGCAGUGAUCCUCGGACACACCCAGGACUUCGCUUCAAGAUCAACACCAAAUGCUACCACCGGAUCUGUGAAGGCUGUGUGGAUCGAAACUUCUCCAGUGGAAAAGCCGAAUGUCCCAUCGGAGGAUGUCAUGUCAGUCUCUGGAAACGAGAAUGGCGGACCCAGACUUUUGAAGAUCUUAAGAUCGAACGCGAGGUGGAAAUUCGGAAACGGGUGAAUAAAAUCCUCGACCGGCAGGAGGAAGAAUUUGAGUCGAAACGCUAUUACGAUGACUUCUUGGAGCUUCGAGAAGAAAUGAUCAUGAAUCUGGUCCUGCGAACGGAUGUGGCGGCUACUAACCGCAAGUUGAAGGAGUAUGCCAUUGCCAAUGGUCUCAAAGUGGAUACGAACGAAACUGCCGACCCCAGCACUAAAGCCUUGAAGAAGAAGGACGUUGACCCAACCGUUGCAGAUCCCAGCGGUCUAAUCAAGGGUAUGAAGAAGAAGAUCAUUCCGGUGGCUGUGGCACCAUACGAUCCCUUUAUGGGGAUGCCGCGCAACAGAGAUUACUACGAAGUCAAGGAGAGCUACAUUGCGCGGGCAAGGGGGAAGCCAGCAGAAGCCAUGGUUGCCGCAGGUUACGACUUUGGACAAUACAUGGACGAAUGUCUGCUGCGGGCAUUUGCGGGUCUGGGGGUUUUCAUUCAGGAUGAGAUGGCGGCAAAGGAGAAUGCAGCCGUCCCUGCACCGGGGUCCGGUGAGGUCAAGGUCGCAGACGACGUCUUCUAG